Molecule: messenger RNA, 1325 nt
Organism: Melanotaenia boesemani (Boeseman's rainbowfish)
Lineage: Eukaryota; Metazoa; Chordata; Actinopteri; Atheriniformes; Melanotaeniidae
Exons: 12
Coding region: 212-1258 (348 amino acids)
Biological process (GO): cell division; regulation of exocytosis; cytoskeleton-dependent cytokinesis
Cellular component (GO): septin ring; synaptic vesicle; septin complex
Molecular function (GO): GTP binding; molecular adaptor activity; GTPase activity
Source: RefSeq, a predicted model, not a curated record
UGUCCGCUGAGCCGUAAUGGCGUCAGUGACGCCGCGCGAUAGCCGUUGGCGUUGGUAAGGAAAAGCUUGAGGAACGAGGGCGGACUCAGGGAAGAAGUUUCCGGGUUUCUCUUCCUGGGCUGGGACAGAAACGACAGGCAAAAGGAUCUGUUUGAUUAACUAUUUCUCAAAGUUACGCACAGGACUAUCAGACGUCCCAUAAAGAAUAGCCAUGUCACAGUCUGGAGAAAAAGGGAAGUUCCCAGAUGCAGCAGGUUACGUAGGGUUCGCAAACCUUCCAAACCAAGUUCAUCGAAAGUCAGUGAAAAAAGGGUUUGAAUUCACCCUGAUGGUGGUAGGGGAGUCUGGUUUGGGCAAAUCAACACUUAUUAACAGCCUGUUUCUCACUGAUCUCUACCCUGAACGCUAUAUCCCUGGUGCUGCAGAGAAGAUUGAAAGAACGGUGCAAAUCGAAGCAUCCACUGUUGAAAUUGAGGAGAGAGGGGUGAAGCUUCGUCUCACCGUGGUUGACACCCCUGGAUAUGGUGACGCCAUCAAUAGCCAAGACUGCUUCAAGACCAUCAUCCAGUACAUUGACAAUCAGUUUGAACGAUACCUCCAUGAUGAAAGUGGCCUGAACAGAAGACACAUAGUGGACAACAGGGUGCACUGCUGCUUUUAUUUUAUUUCUCCUUUUGGACACGGUCUAAAACCUCUGGAUGUGGAGUUUAUGAAGGCCAUCCACAGCAAAGUCAACAUAGUUCCUGUCAUUGCAAAGGCGGACACACUGACACUGAGAGAGAGGGACCGCCUUAAGAGAAGGGUCCUGGAUGAGAUUGCUGAGCACGGGAUCAAAAUUUAUCAGCUACCUGACGCUGACUCUGAUGAGGAUGAGGAGUUCAAGGAGCAGACCAGAGUUCUGAAGGCAAGCAUUCCCUUUGCUGUGAUUGGAUCCAAUCAGCUGAUUGAGGUGAAGGGGAAGAAGAUCCGAGGUCGCCUUUAUCCCUGGGGAGUAGUAGAAGUUGAAAAUCCAGAGCACAAUGACUUCCUCAAAUUGCGCACCAUGCUUGUGACCCACAUGCAAGACCUCCAGGAGGUAACUCAGGAUCUGCAUUAUGAGAACUUCCGCUCUGAGAGGCUGAAGAGGGCGGGCAGAGCUGUGGAUGAGGAUGUGGUGGAUAAGGAUCAGAUUCUGCUACAGAAAGAGUUGGAGUUGAGACGCAUGCAGGAGAUGAUCGCUCAGAUGCAGGCUCAGAUGAAGAUGAAAUCGGAUGAGUGACAUGGUCCAAGCUGAAGGGAAGCACAGUGAUCUUAAUCCAGCAACACACUUGCAUACACAGUUAUAC